GAUACGCUGUAAAUCCAACUACCACAACGCACACGGAAUCGAUUCUCGGAAAGCAGAUCAACAACGUACGAACUCAGUUGCUUUAACCUACACAUAUUUCCCACAGAUUCUUGCUGCACGCCAUUAAGUGAGCUUUUAGAAUUUUGGAGACUGCGAAGUACACCAGAUCUAACGUCAGUUGAUUAAAAGAUGCCAGCAACAUUCGCUUUAGCGACUAUGGCAGCUACCGUGGCUGUGGGGUUAAUAAGUGUUGUACUCAAAGCUGCGUGGAGUGAUGAAGAGCCGGCGAAAAAAGAAGGAGGUGAAAGUCACAAACAAAGCGCUGCAGGGAGUGGAGGGACGAGGUCACAACAGAGAGAAAAUGGAAGUCUGAAUCGUAGGGAAGAAGGUAUUAGAAAAACCAGAACACAAGAAGACGAAGAGAGAGCCAGGAAAAGAAGAGGAGAAGCCUUAUCCCUUCUUGGCGAUAGCAAGUCUACACCAUACCUCUGGCAGUUCAAAGAAGCAGAUUCUCAUGCUUGGAAAAAUUUCGGCCCCUCUGACAAUGUUGUCCUGGAAGAGCUUUAUUGCAACGUGAACAAUGUGGAGGUUGAAAUAGAACUUGAAGACACCACAAUAAGGUGA
Messenger RNA from Pocillopora verrucosa, 624 nucleotides. The record is from RefSeq and is a predicted model, not a curated record. NCBI's taxonomy places the organism in Eukaryota, Metazoa, Cnidaria, Anthozoa, Scleractinia, Pocilloporidae.